AUGAGGCGAUCUCCUGGAAUAUCGGAUGAUAUAAGGAUGGGUACUUUCGUGACCCUGGCGGAGGUGCUGGAGGCCCGGGGUUCACCGCUGGAGGAAGAUGAGGUCUGGUGUGUCCUUCUGGCCACCGUAGAGGCCUUACUUGACAUCCCCAAAAAGGGUUCAGGGAACAUAUGCAGUGUGCUAAGUCCAGGCUCAGUGCUGCUCUCGGCCAAUGGGAGCGUGGCGUUUAAGAGCUGCGUCCGCUACGAAGACGCCGCCUCGUUCACGGCUCCAGAAGCGCAGCAGGGCCAUGCCUCCUCCAGCCGCUCCACCGCAGAGAAGAUGGUGGUGUACUCAGUGGGGAUGACUCUUUACUGGUGUGUGGACUACCAGCUACCUCCAAACCAGCCGGUGCAGUUGAGUGCAGACCUGGAGGGGGUGCUGUUGAGCAUGUGUGAGGAGGUGAGUGGGCGGAGGCCAGAGCUGCUGUCCGUCCUGGAGAGCUGCGAGCUGCACCAGCGGACCGCCAUGCUGCCCCCCGCCCAGCGCUGUGUGCGCCAACUGGUGGAGGACGUCUGCAAGAGCACGGUGGAUAGUGUGUCUGCUUCUGAGAGUGGAUCGCAGCUGACGGACCGCAGCCAGAUGGUCCGGGACAGAUUACACAGAACGUCCUUUAACUCUUCAUGGGCCUUAAAGCAAAAGACUCCUACACUUUACGCUCCGUCUGACCCGUCGGGGAACUCUGUGCGGCACAGAGACUCCUUCUGCAGCUGGCAGCAGUUGCCCCGCAGCCCUUAUCUGGACGGGAGUCGCCACACCAACUCCAGGUCCCUCUCACAGUUCAACUCCAGCAUCAGCCUCAGCGACAAGAAACUCAAGGACAUAGGACCAGAGUUUCUGCGGCUGUUGGAUGAGCCACCGGCUGUUGUAGAACUACCUGGAUCUAUCGUGUCCAAGAAGGGGAAGUCGCUGACCACCCAGAGGGAGCUGAGUGUGGUGAUGCCCAGUGGUCAGAGCAUCCAGGUCAAGUGUGAGGUCAAGUCCAGAGGAGGAGACGUCUUCGACAUGAUCGUGGCCCACGCAAACCUCGUGGAGCAUUUCUACUUUGGCCUUGCUUAUAUCGACGAUAAUGAGUUUUUCUUUGUGGAGAACGACACAAAAAUCUCCAAAGUUGCCCCAGACUCCUGGAAGAAAGUGCCUACCACCACAUUUGUCCUUUUCUUUAGAGUCAAGUUCUUUGUCAAUGAUAUGUCACUGCUGUUGCACAAGCAGACACGGCACCAGUACUACCUGCAGCUGCGCAGGGACCUGCUGGAGGACCGGCUGGCCUGCCACGAGGAGACCGCUCUGUACCUGGGAGCUCUGGCUCUGCAGGCCGAGUACGGAGACUGCUCUGAGAUGUUCGGCAGAAACUACUACCGUCCCGACCAGUACGUGUGCAAAAGCGUGAUGGAGAAACGUGCCUUGCCCUACAUUCAGGAAGAACUGCUGCGACUUCACACCAACAAUGCACAGAUGCUGCCAGAGGAGUCCGAGCUGGAGUUUCUCAAGGUCUGCCAGCAGCUGCCUGAGUUUGGGGUGUUUCUCCACCGUGCGACGCGAGAGAAGAGGUCUUUGGAAGGAGAGAUCCUGCUGGGAGUCUGUGCCAAAGGAGUCAUCGUCUACGAAGCCAAAGACGGCUCCCGCUCCGCCCACCAAACCUUCUACUGGAGAGAGACGGCCACCAUCUCCUCCACCAGGUGCAAGUUCAUCAUCGAGUGCCGAGGCAGUAAGAAGAAAUAUGCCUUUGUGACUGAGAGGUCGAAGAUUGCCAAGUACCUGUGCGACCUGUGUUCAGCUCAGCACAAGUUCAACAACGAGAUGAGCUCCCGCAAACUCAGCCACAACCUGAUCUCAGACGACAGCAUGGGGCCGUACAGCCCGGGACGCCACACCCAGAGCAGCCGCCUGAAGUCCUACUCCUGCUCAGAGACGCCUCAGGACGACAGCGGCCUGACCACGCCUCAGGAGGAGCCCAUGUCCAAACUCUGCGAUGAUGUCACCGCCAGGAUCCAGGCUCGUAUCAAGACCAACAGAUCCAGCCUCACCGAGCCCAGUACGUGCUCCAGUAGCCAGCGCAGCAGCACAGGGAUGCGCUCUCCGUCCUGUUCUCAGAGGAGCGGAUCUGAAGCACCCUCUGGAUCUCCUGCUGCCAGAGAAACUCCCCCUAAACUGGGCGUGUCGUCAGAGAGGGAGGUCAUCUGUGUCACGCUGAAAAAGGACCCGAAACUCGGCCUGGGUAUUGUGAUUGUAGGGGAAGACACUGUGGGACGGUACGACGUGGGAAUCUUUGUGGCUUCCAUUGUUCCUGGGGGACCCGCUGAGAAGGACGGACGCAUCAGAACAGGUACAGGCUGA
Molecule: messenger RNA, 2376 nt
Organism: Knipowitschia caucasica
Lineage: Eukaryota; Metazoa; Chordata; Actinopteri; Gobiiformes; Gobiidae
Source: the annotation of a GenBank genome assembly